Molecule: messenger RNA, 2038 nt
Organism: Stylophora pistillata
Lineage: Eukaryota; Metazoa; Cnidaria; Anthozoa; Scleractinia; Pocilloporidae
Biological process (GO): one-carbon metabolic process
Molecular function (GO): carbonate dehydratase activity; zinc ion binding
Source: RefSeq, a predicted model, not a curated record
UCCGAUAUCAAUUGGAUAAGUAUAUAAACAUCUCCUGAUACCUGGACUUCACGAAGCAAAGUACAAGAAGCAAAGGCCAUAGGUACAAGCGCUUGCUAUACUGCAGAGAUGCUACUACUACUACUACUGUCCACAUUUAGUGCGGUAUCAAGUCAAGAUUGCCCACCAUUGGCAGAGGAUGAACACUUUAGCUACGGAGAGACUAAAGGAGACGUGCCUGGUCCUUCGGAUUGGCACAAGAAAUGGGAGGAAUGCGGACAUAGUCACCAGUCCCCAAUUAACAUUGACAAGAGCGAGACCAAACACAGAGAUUUCCCAACUCUGAAAAUGACAUUUGACAAUCCAAGAGGCCUGGUUACUGGAACACUGAAGAACAAUGGUCAUGCUCCGACAUUGGAAAUUGACGAGGACAGAGGAACUGUAAAACUUGAAGGGGGUGGCUUGGAUGGUACUUACACUCUGAAACAGUUUCAUGUUCACUUUGGCUGUAAAAACAAUCGAGGAUCUGAGCACACCGAAAGUGGCAAACGCUAUUCUGGUCAGCUCCAUAUGGUGUUUAAGGAUGCUACUGGUGAGGUGUCCGUUGUUGCGCUGUGGCUCAAGGCCUCUCUUAAAGGUAACAAGAUAUUGGGAAGGUUUGCCAAAUUGUUACCAAAAAUAAUUGAAGUUGGUAAAGAGACAGCAGUGGAUGAGUCGGACAAAAUUCGUCUUAUGGAGCUUAUACCUAAUAAAAAUUAUCAUCAUGGAGACAACGGGAACGGUAACGGUAAUGGUAACGGUAACGGAAACGGCAACGGCAACGGCAACGGAGACGGAAACGGUAACGGUAACGGUAACGGCAACGGUAACGGUAACGGUAACGGUAACGGCAACGGAAACGGAAACGGCAACGGCAAAGGUAACGGUAACGGCAACGGUAACGGUAACGGCAACGGCAACGGCAACGGCAAUGGCAACGGCAAUGGCAAUGGCAAUGGCAAUGGAAACGGAAACGGAAACGGAAACGGAGAUGGAAAUGGAAACGACAACGGGAACGGUUUGCAUAAGUACCCUAAAGAUGAAAAGGUCCUAAUACUGGCAGACUAUUACCACUACAAAGGUUCCCUUACUACUCCUCGCUGCUGUGAAACUGUGAUGUGGUAUGUCUUGAAGCCCAAAGUUCCUAUAUCAAACUAUCAGCUCAAAAAGUUCAGGAAGCUGAAAGGUGAAUACCCAAGAAAUCCUCCCAAAAUGUGUGACAACUACAGACCAUUACAGCCUCUGAACGACCGCACGGUUUGGUUUGUCAAAAACAAGAAAGACUGAUAUGGAACGUCUCUGUUUAACAAGGUCUGGAUUGACUGACAUUGACCACCUGACAUUGAUCACCUGAAAUGUACCUUGCUACGACCAAUCGCUUUUACUUACUUAACCUGCACGGAAAUUUUUAGCAUUUACACGAUUGAAUCAAGGGAAGACGGGGGUAAGACAUUUCUGUUUUUGCGCGUAGUCCGUUGCUAUAUCAACACUGCUAAAAGGGUAGCUUAGAGAUGGCGGUCUGUUUUUAAGUUUUAUUUUGCCCUUUUCAUCUGUAAUGUUCUUUGCAGACACAACUGUGUCGCAAUGGUUGAAUUUGAAAUAUAGCAUCAAAGUUUCCCUGUACCAAGUCCUUGAAAAAUUCCGACAAAGCAAAAGGAAUUUGUAUUUUAAUUCUUAAACCUUAAAAGCGCCGAAUCACUGUGCUGUUGGGAAGAAAGAUUUUAGCCCACCCUUGUUCUCCUUAGUUAAAUGCUGACGACUGACUUUUAUUCAACUCGUUCCAGACCCUCUUCCAAAGAGGCAUCUCACAACAUAAGAAAUGUAUGUUAUAAGGGGUAGUCGUUAUUUAAUGUCGUUAAGAGAAGAUCUUACAAUAAAAAUGUUUGGUACCAGGUCAGGAGAAACUGGUUUUAUAUGAGAAUAUAAGAGGGAAAAAUAUUUCUCUAUCUUUUACAUAAGGAGUAACAGGAAAACGUGUGUAAAAUUUUGGAAUGAAUAAAUGGUAAUAACAACAUGAAAA